CGCAUCAUCGCACAUCGUCAUCACGUUACGUCACGCAGGCGUGUAGUUCAGGUGAAGUCUUUUAUUAUUAUUUACCUGACCUCAAUGCGACACGACAGAGAGAGUAAACACGGGAUUUAAGCUUUGAAAGUCAAGGUGUCAUGGGGUCAUGGAUGCUGGUUUGGAUUCUGUGUGCCACAGUCACUCUGAUGCCUGUGUGUCUUCACGGAGCAAUAUCGGUCCGUUUUAAAACCGGACGGCCUCUGUAUGUUGCGCUCGGACAAACUCUUGUUCUGGAAGCCGUGUUUGAGAAGGAUCCAGAAGACAAGAUAGACAUAGUGACGUGGGACCGCGAGAGAGGAAGAGAGCAUGUCAGGCUGUCACACAGAAACAGAAUAUCUUUGGAGAACGGAGAUGCACUUCUGCGGGUCACUGAUGUUGCAGAAGGGGACUUUGCGAUCUACAAGGUCACUGUUACAGACAGGAACGGAUACCAGCAGCACGACUCAAUAGAAGUGCGAAAGACAGUGGAAUCUCCAAAGGCGUCAAUAACACGUGUGCUGGAGUGCGUUGUGGAUAAUCACGGCAUGACUCAGUGGGACAGCCCUCAGUUUUCAUGGCUGGUUGAUGGUGUUACAGUAACCAAUCAAACCGCCCUGUUAACAAAUGGCAGUAGACUAGACAUCUCUGAGAUUAAGGGCGUUAACUACACCUGCAUCAUCAAGAGCAGCCUGGGGACGGUGACUACACAUCAUCAAAUACCAGAAGAAUCGUCAGCGUCUUGGCCCUGUUGUGCAGCACUGAUUGCAGUUGUAGUUUUAACAGCAGUAAUAAUAACACUUGUGGCUGGGUUCAUUGUCAUGAAGAAAUACAAGAUCAAUUCCAUCCUUUAGCAAUACUGAACACUCACAGACAACCUUUUUUUUUUUUAUUAUUAUUGUUUUAUCAUAACAAUUUUGGUUUGUAAUUUAUUUUACGUAAGUACUAUUUAACAUCAUAUGCUUUUCCCUCUUAUUUAUGACUUUAAUUUGAAUUGCAGAAAUGCUGUUCAUGCAACUCUGCGUACUGUACGUAUAUGUGACUCUCAAACAGUUUUCAGCUUCCAGGUUUAAAUGUUCUCAGCAUGCUUUCUUACUAUCGAAACUGUUAGCUGUUUCCCUGCAGUUUUUCCGUUUGGUAGAUUUGAUAAAAUUCUUGUUUUAUGUCAAAAGAAUGUUCUUGUGUU
Cyprinus carpio (common carp) is the source of this 1204-nucleotide messenger RNA. RefSeq lists its product as uncharacterized. The record is from RefSeq and is a predicted model, not a curated record. NCBI's taxonomy places the organism in Eukaryota, Metazoa, Chordata, Actinopteri, Cypriniformes, Cyprinidae.